CAAGCGAAAGCGAAACCUGACAGUCCGUCUGGUGACUUUUGAGCGAGUGGUUCACGUUCGAACUGCGCUCCGUUUCCGCGCGUCUGAAGUAAGUUGUGUAACAGUGUCCACAGUGUAUUUUCGUGAUACCAGCUAAUUUGAAUGUAUGCGUUAACAAUCAAACGUUGCGGUUUAGUACAAGGAUUAUCUUGACCGGACCACAACCAAAAUCGUGAAGAGUUGUUGUGAUUAAUAAAAUGUGCUGCUUAUUUUAUCUCAUUGGAUGAGAUCUUACAUUGUCCGUAAAUCAGUUACAAAUACUUAUUGUUAUCGGAGAUACUUGGCACACCUUCUUGAGGUUUUCAGUUGGCCACAAUUCAAAAAUUGGAAUAAAGUGAAGCCUGAGGGCAAGUGUUUUUUUUUUUUAAAGUGCGAAUUGUUAAAACGAAAAAUCAAUUUUCGCUAGUGAAGCUACUGCGUCGGCGAGUUCAUGACGAAUCCUAAGUGAAAUGUUAGUGAUUUGGAAAACCCUAACUUACCAAUUAUCAAAAUUAACCCAAGUGAUAAAUGCAUUCUUCGAAUCAUUGUAAGUUUAGAAGAGCGUUGUGAUCACGUACUACUCAAGUAUGGUUUUAUAUAAAAUAGAACAACGUUUGAAGGCGAAAAUACACGUUAAAAGGAUUUAAUUGAAGGUUGAAAAAACCUUUUAUCGACUCCCGCGUUGGCUUCUUAUAGCUCGCUCUUCGAGCUUAUCGCACGGCUGGUAAUCCUGAACAGCUUCAUUUCAUCUUCUGAAUUCUUCCUGUGAAACAGGUCCCACGUUUCAUCGUCGUCGACCAGUGAUCUUUACUAGUGUGAUCGACGGUCAGUGUCGAACCAUUUUCGGGAAAUAUCGCUAGUAUUGAACCGCAGGAACCCGUUCCAGCCUCACUUCCGCAACAGUAAUGAAUAGCGAAAAGUAACCGGUGCCUUAUUAGCGUGUAACCGGUAUCGAACAACAGAAGCAACCGGUGUCCCUCACUGUGGUGAAGAAUAAGUAGUAGCAAAACAAUUUAAUUGAAGACCGCACUACUGGUGAUAAACAGCAAGCACGCCGACCAGCAGAUAAGUGAUUGUGGGACGGUUAAAUUUAUGCUUUGGCGCAGUAUCAGCACUUUUUUAAGCAGCAGUAGCCUUCUAGAUUCAUGAUGCAAUCGUCUAUCCGGGUUGCCAGCAACUACAAAUAAAACAGGACACUAAUCUUAGGUGAUUCAAAGGAGAGAUCUAAUUUCACAAUCAACAAGCAGACUUUCUAUCAGACAAAAGACUGGGGCAUAUUUAACACUCGGUUUUACGCAUCGAGGAAAAUGCUAGCCUGAUUAAACAAACAGCGGCUCCCGCGUUGAUAGGCCAGCUUGCGCUGGAACCAAUUUUCCUCUCGUGCAGCCAUAGAUAAGUACAGCAACGAAAGUAAAGGUAGUUGUAAUAACAGUGUUCACCAGAGAGCUAGAAGCCCUCCGGAGCAGCAGGUUAUUUUGCAGCUGAUCUUGAAAAUAAUUAACCUUUUUCACAAAAGGGUCAGUCCACAUCCACGACGCGUGAAAGUAAACCGCGCGCGUAGAAGAUAAGCAGGUUGCAGUUGUUGUGACCUAGAAAGAUUCGCGCAAACCUUAUAGUAACCAAGCGUAUGGUGGUGGCAGCUGUCGGAAAUUGAAGCAGAAAAUCAGUUCUUAUGAUCGUUCCGGGCAGUAGUGGAGCGUCUCCUGCAGCACCCGUUCGAAGACUGCGAACCACCCAGCCGCGUCAGCAUGAGUACAAACUCGCCCGGAACGCCGAAGAAGUGCCGGCUCAUACUGCAGCAAUGCUUGGCGAUACAGCUCACCAAGCCCGGCAAUCCGCCGGAGGAUUUCUGGAUGUACGAUAGCGGUUAUACGAUAUUUCAGAAUUUUCUCUCGGCAAACCUGCAGUGCUGGUGGAAUGCCCCGCUAGCGGCCGCAACGAAAGUCCUGAAAUAUCUCGGACACAUAUCGCCCGGAAUGCUGCUGAUAACGGCCGAACCGUGCGCUCUCGAAAUCAUUCGAAGUGCGUACGCGCGGAGUGUCCUAAAACCGCCGGCCACCUAUCUGAUCAGUUCCGUAGGUGACAUUGACGAUUGUAUUGUGUCACCGAUAGUGCAAACACAGUUCACACCACUCACCGAGGCGCUUUGUGACGUCAUCAUGGAACUAACAGCACAAGGCCAAUCGGCAACUAUCGAGAAUAUUCGUUCGAGACUACGGACGAGAUUUACACACAUGCAGCAACCUUCGGUGGAGAUGAUCUACGAUACGCUUGUGCAGCUCAUGCAAGAGAUCAAAAUCUAUCAAACCUCGAAAGGGUACUUCAUCGUCACGCCCGAGAAACGACGUAGCAAAUCCAAACCGAUCGAUUAUGGUUUUGCAAGCGACGAGACCUCACCACCCCAGAAGGAUUCGAAAACGCUGCUGAUGAGCAGCCACGAAGCGUUACGCAGUCUCUACGGUGAAAUUUCGACCGAGCGCGACGGCGAUCAGACGCAUCAGUGCAUUCAAACCAACCUGGCCGAUGUUAUCUGUGGAGGUAAUCCGAACGACAAGAUCCUGUAUCCGAGAAGCAGCAUCAGUAAGCAGCGCAAUUCCACGUUGGCCGGUAGUCACAAAACAUUGGAAAGACGCCAUAGCUUGCGAAUUUUUGGCUCUUCGAAGCGACUACAGCGAUCCGCGUCCACCCGGAGUCUAUCCAAGAACUACUCUCAAACGAUAUCAAAGGACAACAGUCCUCCUUUGGCGACCAGCUCAAGCUCAGACAACCAAUCUAAUUGUGAUACAAAGAAACAAGCUUCUUCGCCAUCUCUUCUAUCGAGGAUCUUCAGGCGAAGCACUCGAUCAAAGAGCAAAACAAAACAGAUCGAGACGUACUCAGCGCAGUUUCCACCACCAGAGUGGUUCAACUCUAAAACAACGCAUCUACACAGUGUUGGCACACAGACUAUGGAUUAUUUGGACAUCCCCGUCAAAUCUCGCCUUAUGAAUUCGACAUUCUAUGACAGUUCGGACGUGAGUCAACGAUCAUUAUCGCUACCGAGACGACGCCACCACCGCCGAAAUCUGUCUAGCGAAUCGACGUUCUUCAUAUCAUCGCGUGACUGUUCGCCGGUUCGUCGAGGAAAGUCACCAUCCUACUAUUGCGGCAGUUUACCACGAUCCAUCAACUCUACGCCUGCCGGUUCAGGAUACUACAAAGCAUCUCGGGGCAAGCAACUGUCGUCGGCGGACAAACUGCACUGCAACAGUCAGAAUAAGAUCGAAAACAAAGCUAGUCGAGUCGGUAGUGGUCCAUCCAGUAUCGACAGUGGUAAGAUGACCUACAUAACCUCGGGACCGUCCAGCUUUGACAGCGAAAAGUUGUCCUCUACCCGAACAAGCACGCAUUCCAGUUUGGAAUCUCACGUCUCGGCUGCAACUGUUACCACGACAAUACAGCAGACUACUUCAAGCUACUUUAUAGCUAACGACACGAAACCUUCAUACAUGAACUCCGGGGGAUCAAAAGAUCCACCGUCUUCUGCAGUAACUACCACGACCACAAAUGGAACGAAGAGUAACAGUAAUCACCAUUACAAGGGGUUUGAAACCACCUUCGGGUAUAAUAACCAGGCCAUCAACACAAACACAAAUCACCAUAGCAAUAGUAGCACUAACAAUAGCAACAUAGUUAAGAAUUCACUGAAUGCACUUUGUAAUGAAGUCAUUACGAACAACGGCAUUUUAACAAGCACCAAUAGUAGUAAUCUUUUAAAGAUAGAAUCGGAGAUAACCAAUGCAAGUAAUGACAUGGACUUUUGUCCUCGAAACGAUCAAAUCUCAGCUUUAAACGGAACCCUGUUAAACUUCAAGCUCAAUUCGGAAACACAACCGGAUAUGCACGAGCUGAACAAAUACAACAAGAACAUAAACAAACAGGACAACACUCCGAUGAACAAUAGUAAAGCUUUGCCAUCAACGCCUCCAGUACAACCGACCAAUUUUUUCUACAAAAACGUCCUCAAAAACAUCCAGCACGACGCUAAGAAUAUCUGCGGUGAUCUCGCCACCGACAAAGAUUUAACCGGCUCGAUGGGCAGUAACCUACAACAUAACGACCAUCAGUCGAACCUGCGUCGUUCGAAUUCGGAAAUUAAAAAACUCAACUCAAAUCUCGAGCUUAAGAAUCAAACCUAUCCGUCGGAAAAGAUCAGCGGAUUAAUAGUUAUGAAGAAAAGCCUCUCUGUGUCUAGCGAACCGAACCUUACCAACCAGAUGCAGGAAACGAACAAAAUCACAAUUCUGGUGAAGGACACAGACAAACCCAACAAUUCCGACCGACGAUUUUCCUUCCAAAACAAGGACGAUCAGAUGAUCGAGGAAAUGUAUGACUUUCCCAGCCUCACCGAUUUGAGCUUCAACUUCACAUCGCUAGCAGCUCAGAAGAUUUUGCAAGGGGACGCCAGCCUAAACAGUAUUGAUACCCUGGUGGAGCUCAACAUCAACCAGGAAAAACAACAGACAAUAAUGAAGCUGAAGAGCGAUGCACGGAUCAUGGGACAGCAGUCGCAGGACUCCGGCAAGGUCGUGACCGACUUCGGAAUGGUGUAAUGAGGACGGGACAACAAAAUGACAAAGCAUUCGAAUUGUACAUUAAACCAAGUAUAAGUGCCAAUAUUUUAAUAACGAAAAAGAAUGUAACUAUAAAUAUUUACUAGGUAUUAUACAUGCUAUUAUAUAGUUAAAUCCGUUGAUUAAUUGUAUUAUACAUAUUCAAUGAUGAAAAAUAAUCUAUUACCGAAUUUAUAGAACGAAAAACAUUAAAACCAACUUUUGGUGAGUUGAACACUGAACUAUGACAUAUAAUCAACGUAAACAAUCCGGUCCCUGAGGUGAAAACCUGUUCGAAAUAUACUGAAAAACAAAAAACAGUACCCAUCCGGGAAUUUGUACAACAUAAUCCUUUUGUACAGCAAUUGUAUGUAUAAUUAAAUAUAAUAAAUAAAUCAAAAAUA
Molecule: messenger RNA, 5014 nt
Organism: Topomyia yanbarensis
Lineage: Eukaryota; Metazoa; Arthropoda; Insecta; Diptera; Culicidae
Gene: knockout
Product: bromodomain-containing protein DDB_G0270170
Exons: 11
Coding region: 1767-4610 (947 amino acids)
Biological process (GO): positive regulation of transcription by RNA polymerase II
Cellular component (GO): cytoplasm; nucleus
Molecular function (GO): RNA polymerase II transcription regulatory region sequence-specific DNA binding; DNA-binding transcription activator activity, RNA polymerase II-specific
Source: RefSeq, a predicted model, not a curated record